AUGUCCGGAAAGACCCUGUUCAAGCAGAUGUACGCUGCGCUCGAGAAGAGCGUCGCGUCCAGCCACCAGACGCAUCUCAAGGAAAUCCUCAAGAAGCAGGACGCCCUGAUCCACUACAAGCGGAUGCAGUACAUGAAUGCCGGCAAGAAGCUCAGUGCCGACGAGGACGCCCGGCUAGCCGACGAAGUGCGGGAGAGGUUUGCGUCCAAGCUGCCCGCCCUCGACGUCCACCUGCUGGCACAUCUCGACCAAGAACAGCUCCACCGGGCCGAGGCCGAGCACCUCCAGAACAUCACCACCUUCCUCGACUCGCAGCGUGAGUACAUCGAGCUUCUUGAGCGUUACAACCCGGGCAUCAGCAUGAAGCAGACCGACAAGGUCCGCAAGACUGCCCGCCGGGUCGGCCUUGAGGUGCCAGAGUAG
This is a messenger RNA of Pichia membranifaciens NRRL Y-2026, 423 nucleotides long. RefSeq lists its product as hypothetical. The coding region runs from base 1 to 423 and encodes 140 amino acids. NCBI's taxonomy places the organism in Eukaryota, Fungi, Ascomycota, Pichiomycetes, Pichiales, Pichiaceae. The record is from RefSeq and is a predicted model, not a curated record. The transcript has a single exon. Gene Ontology annotation, biological process: mitochondrial proton-transporting ATP synthase complex assembly. Gene Ontology annotation, cellular component: mitochondrial matrix.